Molecule: messenger RNA, 692 nt
Organism: Lontra canadensis (Northern American river otter)
Lineage: Eukaryota; Metazoa; Chordata; Mammalia; Carnivora; Mustelidae
Product: interferon alpha-1/2-like
Exons: 2
Biological process (GO): natural killer cell activation involved in immune response; defense response; response to exogenous dsRNA
Cellular component (GO): extracellular region
Molecular function (GO): cytokine activity; type I interferon receptor binding
Source: RefSeq, a predicted model, not a curated record
AUGGUUGAAAAAUCCAUGCUCCAAACCCAAGUAGAAAGUGUAGAAAGGAAAGCAAAAAGAGAAGUAGAAAGAUAUCCCACGGCCCUGCCCAGCUGCUUCUUGGUGGUCCUGGUGGUGCUCAGCUGCCUCUCUCUUAUCUCCCUGGGAUGUGACCUGCCUCAGGAACACGGACUGAUGCAUUGGAGGGCCUUGAUGCUCCUGCGACACAUGAGGACACUGUCUGCUAGCUCCUGUGACAAGUACGCAAACGACUGUUUCCCCCAGGAGGUGUUUGACGGCAAGAAGCUGCAGAAGGCUCAAGCCCUCUCUGUCGUCCAUGUGACAAACCAGAAGACUUUCCACCUCUUCUGCACAGAGGCCUCACCUGCUCCCUGGAACACGACCCUCCUGGAGGAGUUGUGCUCGGGACUUUCUGAGCAGCUGGGCCACCUGGAAGCCUGUCCCCUGCAGGAGGUGAGGGUGGGAGAGACGCCCCUCGUGAAUGGGGACUCCAUCCUGAGGAACUACUUCCAGAGAAUCUCUCUCUAUCUGCAAGAGAAGCAAUACAGCCCUUGUGCCUGGGAGAUGGUCCGAGCAGAGAUCAUGAAACCCUUGUAUGCAUCAACAGCCUUUAUAAGAGAUCGAGGAGCAGGAAGUGACACCCCUUUCAAUAUGGAAAUGAUUCUCUCUGAAGAAUACUAUCACACUCCCAG